Messenger RNA from Branchiostoma belcheri (Belcher's lancelet), 1172 nucleotides. RefSeq names its product cytochrome b-c1 complex subunit Rieske, mitochondrial-like. The transcript has 2 exons. Lineage: Eukaryota; Metazoa; Chordata; Leptocardii; Amphioxiformes; Branchiostomatidae. Bases 73 to 894 code for a protein of 273 amino acids. Gene Ontology annotation, cellular component: membrane. The record is from RefSeq and is a predicted model, not a curated record. Gene Ontology annotation, molecular function: quinol-cytochrome-c reductase activity; 2 iron, 2 sulfur cluster binding. Gene Ontology annotation, biological process: mitochondrial electron transport, ubiquinol to cytochrome c.
UGCUCCUGCGCACUAACUCGUGACGUAGGUCUCUUGUAACCACCAUUUUGACGACCUCGCCGGUAGUAGACUAUGUGGAGCAGUGUCGUACGCAGCGCCGGUCUGGCGCCGUACCUGACCGCCACAUCGCAGUGUGUGGCGUCUCAGCUACGGCCUCUCAUCCCAGCGGUCGCCGUGAAGGCGGACUCGGUGCUGGUACCGCCAGCCGUCGAGCCCCAGACGAGUUACACCUUGUCCAAGACGCUACCGCGCAGUGCGUUACGAGUGACCUCUGGUGUACACGGGCCAAGCCAAGUGCGGUUUGCCCACAGUGACAUCACAGUGCCAGACUUCACCGACUACCGCCGUCGUGAGGUGCAGGAUCCCAACAAGCCUUCCGUCAGCAGCGAUGUCUCCCGUAAGGCCUUCUCCUACAUGCUGGUGGGCGGCACUGCAGUCACCUGCGCCUACGCUGCCAAGAACGUCGUACAGGAUCUUGUCACCACCAUGAGCGCAUCAGCCGACGUGCUGGCCAUGGCCAAGAUCGAGGUGAAGCUGUCCGAAAUCCCGGAGGGGAAGAGCGUGACCAUCAAGUGGCGCGGGAAGCCCCUCUUCGUCCGCCAUCGCACAGAUGAAGAAAUCAACGAGGUCCGGGCGGUAGAUCACACCACCCUGAGAGAUCCCGAGCCGGACGACAUCCGGGUACAGAAGCCGGAGUGGCUGGUUCUGAUCGGCGUGUGCACACAUCUGGGCUGCGUCCCGAUCGCCAACGCUGGCGACUACGGAGGCUACUACUGCCCCUGCCACGGCUCACACUACGACGCAUCAGGAAGGCUAAGGAAAGGCCCCGCCCCAUACAAUCUCGAAGUCCCAGAAUACGUGUUCCCAGAUGAAGAAACACUUAUUGUAGGUUAAUAGAAGUUCAACUCAAGUUUGAUACAUGUACAGAAAAAGUCAGAAAUACAUUAAUCAUCCCACAGUAAACUGUUGACGAAAACAUAUGGCAACUUUUAAGGUUGUGAAUCCAAGUUGAAGGCGAGUCAUACUGAGUGUAGUUUAUUAUUGCCCAUAUGCAAGUCAUUACACAGAUUGACAAGUACCUAGUUACAUGUGUAUUUUAAAGAACUGAUGUGUCCAAAGAACCAUCUUGUAUGUGAUCACUGAAUAAACCAUUGGCUGUGUGAAAUGGUUAC